AGCAAAGAAAGACACCAGACCAAACCUCCAGAGCUCUCUCAAACCAUUAGAAUCUCACCAGGGAAAGCUUUACCUCGUCUAAAGGAUGUCUUCAGGGUCAUCGUCGCGGAGCACCUCGCCGAGCUCAGACUCGGGGUGGAGCAAGAAGGAGAACAAGAUGUUUGAGGAGGCGCUGGCCUACUACGGCGAGGGCGCCCCCAACCUCUGGGAGAAGGUGGCCAGCGCCAUGGGGGGCACCAAGUCCGCCGAGGAGGUGCGCCGCCACUUCCAGAUCCUCAUCGACGACGUCAACAACAUCGAGUAUGGCCGCAUCCCCUUCCCCAAGUACAAGACCCAGGGCUUCUGGACCUAAAAGGAUGAAGCAGUGUAAGCUCUGGUGGACAGUGAACACAGUUGUACAAAUUAGAUCUCUUAGGAAGCAAGCAAUCCAGCAUUGGUUAGAAUAACAGGAGGAAAUGGAAUAUUGUCUAUUGUAUGUACAAAGUAGUAUUAUUAGGUUAUGUACAAGGUUAAGUCUGUCGCUAUGUUGUUGUAGAUUCUCGUCUACAUUCAUGAAGUACAAGUUGUCUGUUAGAUUAUAUUGGCAUAUCUCUAUAUUUUGUAGAACAAGAUUUGUAAUUCAUCUCCUAAUAACUUAUCCCUGGGAGGCUUCUUUUCCUCGAUGUCCUCUACAUGUAUAUAUACUGCUCCAGGAGCGCUCAAUACUAUACUCGCCCAGGAGACUCAGU
Molecule: messenger RNA, 728 nt
Organism: Hordeum vulgare subsp. vulgare (domesticated barley)
Lineage: Eukaryota; Viridiplantae; Streptophyta; Magnoliopsida; Poales; Poaceae
Product: protein RADIALIS-like 3
Exons: 2
Coding region: 86-352 (88 amino acids)
Molecular function (GO): DNA-binding transcription factor activity
Source: RefSeq, a predicted model, not a curated record